ACGAAAGGAGCGGGGGAAAACAGCAAGGAGCGGAGGACCGGAAGUAGACGGGGGAAAACGAAUGGAGCGGAGGAAAAGAAAAGAGCGGAGGACCGGAAGUAGAUGGGCGGGGAAAACGGAAGUCGCGUGGACGGGGCUGGGUAAAGCGGUGCGGACGACCGGAAGUCGACCGCCGGGGGAACCGGAAGUGAGGGGACGGUGCGCGGACGCCGGGUUGCCUUAGCAACGGGGCCUAGUCCGGGCGGACGGAGCCUGAAGAUGGAGGGGAGCGAGCGCAGCGAAGCGAGUGCCAAGUGGUUGGAUGCUCAUUAUGACCCCGUGGCUAACCUCUAUACAUUCUCCUCUUGUGUGGCUCUGGCAGACUUGCAUGGAGACGGAGAGAAUAAGCUGAUUGUCGGGGACCUGGGAACAGGUCAGUCCAACAUGAAGUUGAAGGUGUACAAGGGCACCACCAUGCUGUCAGAGAACACUCUGAUUGACCUGCCGACAGGAGUGGUCGCUUUCCUGAUGGACACCAAUGAGCCCAGGACCCCAGCCGUGGCUGUAGCCUCCGGCCCUUACAUCUACAUUUACAAGAACCUCCGCCCGUACUUCAAAUUCACCCUGCCACCUCUGGAGGUGAACCCGCUCGAGCAGGAUAUAUGGCACCAGGUGAAAGAGGACAAGAUUGACCACCUGACCCUGAAGGAAAUGCUGGAGAGUUUUCGGGACAAGGGGGACAUGCCGCUAUCUGCAAGAUCUCUGAGGUACCUGAUGUUGGAGCCCCAUGAGAUGGAGGCCUUUGUCAAUGUCCACAAGAUGCAGACCAUCAAACGUCAGACAGUGAUAACCUGCAUGGCCACCCUCAACAAGAACAUGGCGGACGAUGAUGCGGUGGGCUGCCUGGUGAUUGGCACCGAAAACAUGGAGGUGUGCAUCCUGGAUCCUGAGGCCUUUACCGUCCAGGCAAAGCUGAAUCUCCCCAGUGUCGCUGUGUUUAUGGAUGUCACCGGACAGUUUGAUGUGGAGUUCAGGAUCAUUGUCGCUUGUCGGAAUGGAAAUAUCUACAUAAUUCGCAGAGAUUCGAAACGGCCCAAGCAGUGUGUCGAGCUGAAUUCGCAGCCUGUUGGCCUCGUGCGACUGAACAGAAGCAUUGUGGUGGGCUGUGGGAAGGAGAUGCUGCAUGCGUACACUCAGAAGGGGAAGAAAUUGUGGACAAUCCGGCUCCCAGCUCCGAUCACAACCAUGAGUCUGAUGGAUCACAAAGCCAAGGGCUUCCAGGCAGUGUUGGUGGCUCUGGCGAACUCCGAGGUUCAUCUCUACAAGGAUAAAAUCCUCAUCAACGUCACUAAGACACAGGGAGCCUCCAAUGAAGCAAUGUUAUUCUACUCCGUUUGGAAUUCAUACUGUCCGAUCCAUUAUGGGGGUGGGCUCAUCAUUAAGAUCCUGAAGAGAACCGCCGUGUUCGAGGACAAAGACACCAGCCCUGGGCCUCCCCUGGCACAGAGCAUUAAACUGAGCAUCCCAAAGAAAACCAAGCUGUACGUGGAUCAGACGCUGAGGGAACGAGAGAACGCUGUGGCUAUGCACCGGGCCUUUCAGAUGGAUUUGUACCGUCUACGUCUCAGGGCAGCACGGGAAUAUGCCAAGGCUCUCGAAGCUAGCAUGGCGCCAGUCUCUGCUGACCUCCAGGAGCCUCUGAAGAUGAAUGCGGUGGUGCAGGGGAUUGGGCCGGUGUUUAAGCUGACCCUGAACGUACAGAACACAUCGGCCACCAGACCAGCAAUCAACCUGUAUGUCAGUUUCCUGUACGAUGAGCACCUCUACUCUGUCAAGAGAGCUUUCUUUAAGGUUCCGAUGCUGGUGCCUGGCUUGACGUAUCCCAUCGUGACUUUUGUAGAGAGUCUGAGUGACAGGGGAGCCUCGGACACCAUUAAGGUGUUUGUCCUUGCCACGGGCCGGCGUGCUCCCAUCCUGACUGCCCACAUCCAUAUGCCUGUCAGCGAGGGACCAGUGCUGGCAUGAUGGUCGACCCCUGUGGAGCGGGCUCACAGCCUCUGGACUGACUGGAUUAGCUCUCGUAGACCCAUAGUUAUACCUGCUGCUCCCCAUUGACCAGCUGGAGAUUUCAGCCUUCAUCACAGUCUAUCACAGGAAGGAAGAAAGAUCCCGCCACCCAAUGUCGGAGGGUUAGCGCUGAGGGAGCGCCGCACCGUCGGAGGGUCAGUGCUGAGGGAACGCCACUCUGUCGGAGGGUCAGCGCCGACGGAGCGGGCACUGUCGGAGGGUCAGCGCCUACGGAGCGGGCACUGUCGGAGGGUCAGCGCCGAGGGAGCGGGCACUGUCGGAGGGUCAGCGCUGAGGGAGCGCCACUCUGUCGGAGGGUCAGCGCCUAUGGAGCGGGCACUGUCGGAGGGUCAGCGCCGAGGGAGCGGGCACUGUCGGAGGGUCAGCGCCUACGGAGCGGGCACUGUCGGAGGGUCAGCGCUGAGCGUCCUGACUGUGUGAGCUACCCAUUAGCUUGGUGUAGAUUAAAUAGAGAAUGCAGUGCUUGUUUAAGGGUGUGAAGAAAUGUCGAAUGUAUCUGAGAAUAAACCUGAUUUUUGGAAUAAA
Rhincodon typus (whale shark) is the source of this 2592-nucleotide messenger RNA. RefSeq names its product Bardet-Biedl syndrome 1 (gene bbs1). Gene Ontology annotation, cellular component: centrosome; axoneme; BBSome. The coding region runs from base 259 to 2004 and encodes 581 amino acids. Gene Ontology annotation, molecular function: patched binding; smoothened binding. NCBI's taxonomy places the organism in Eukaryota, Metazoa, Chordata, Chondrichthyes, Orectolobiformes, Rhincodontidae. The record is from RefSeq and is a predicted model, not a curated record. Gene Ontology annotation, biological process: non-motile cilium assembly; protein localization to cilium. The transcript is spliced from 17 exons.